Labeo rohita (rohu) is the source of this 2270-nucleotide messenger RNA. Its product is annotated as probable G-protein coupled receptor 132. The transcript is spliced from 4 exons. Gene Ontology annotation, cellular component: membrane. NCBI's taxonomy places the organism in Eukaryota, Metazoa, Chordata, Actinopteri, Cypriniformes, Cyprinidae. Gene Ontology annotation, biological process: G protein-coupled receptor signaling pathway. Gene Ontology annotation, molecular function: G protein-coupled receptor activity. The record is from RefSeq and is a predicted model, not a curated record. Bases 376 to 1377 code for a protein of 333 amino acids.
AAGAACAGCCUGGACUCUCUCAUAUCUUUGCCUCACAUAAUAGCCAGCAGGCAGGAGGGUGUUUUUGUUCUGAAGGAGAAAGGCUUCAGGAUGUUGCUGCUCAAAAGCAGUAGAAGUGGCUUCCUGCUGGGGGAAAUGAUCAAAAAGCCAGACAAGCCCCUUGUUGGACACGGCAGAACUUUCCACUCGAAUGCAUACACAGGUUAAUGCACAUCUAGUGGAGCUGGACGUGCAGAAGACGCUCUUCAGACCUCUUCAAAGUUGCUUAACCAUUGCCGGAGGUGAUUGGAAAAACUGAGUAAUGGUUUGAUUCAACAUGUUUAAUGAAAAGUUUGAAGAUUCAAAUGUCAUGGAUGGGUCACAACCAUAGAAACCAUGCUUCUGAACCUGACCAAUGGGAGCUGCCAAAUCCCCCUGGCAAAUGACCGAGUAGGCUUGACCUACAUCUACAGCCUUGCCUUCUCUAUUGGACUCCCAGCUAACCUGCUGUCCCUCUGGGGCCUGUACCAGCUUGGUCGAUCUGGAGGAGGUGGCUGCCAGCUGGUCUAUAUCCUAAACUUACUGCUUUCAGAUCUUCUCCAGCUGCUCACCUUGCCACUGUGGAUCCUCUACCUGCAGGGAGACCACCGCUGGCCUUACGGGUCUGUGACCUGCCAGCUAGUGGGCUACGUUUUCUACGUUAACCUCUACGCCAGUGUCAUUUUUCUUUGCCUCAUCGCUCUGGACCGCUGUCUAGCGAUCGUGUACCCUCUCAGCAGCCGUGGUGUACGGAAAGUGCGGGUGGCAGCGUUUUCUGGUGUAGUAGUGUGGACUUUGAUAUUUCUCUUCUGCCUGACUGGCCUCUACCCAUCUGUUUUUGAGCCCCAGAGUGAGCUGUGUCUGGAGCAGUACCCUGUGAGCACUAGAUAUGCUUACUUUAAAAUCGCCACAGUCGCUUUAGGGUUUCUGAUGCCUUGCUCUAUACUAGGGUACACCUCAGCCCGGAUUGGGCUGACUCUGCGCAACUCCCCGUCGGUCGCGGAUCACGAACGCCGCAGGAUUGUCGCAACCCUGGUUGUCAUCACUGUCAUCUUCUUUGUCAUUUUUGGUCCCUAUCAUCUGGUGGUCGGCUACAGAUUUGUCACCCUGCUUCUCACGAAAAGUGAAAAAGACCAGUGUUCGGUGGAAGUUUCUCUCUACCUUUACUAUCGAAUCUGCUACGGGCUCACCAGCCUCAAUACACUUCUAGACCCGCUUUUCUAUAUCUUUCUUUGCAACAAUGCUCGCCAAGAGCUUCGCAGAUCACUUCUCUGCCCCUGCCGGGGUCACAGGGUGCACCAGGGAUCACGGGUAACGUCUUUUCCCAAAAGUCAUCUCAGCCGCAGUGCAGAUGUUUAGCUGUGUCAUACAGAUGCUAAUCAGAGUUGGAGUCUUUGUAGGCAUGUGCUGAAAACAAAGUUUUUCACACAUGACGUGAAAGUGUCUUAUCAGGCUAAGAUUUGACAAAUUACCCGUCGCCACUGUGACCAUGUCAGUGAUGUCACUGAGAAUGCUGGUAUGAGACAGUGGCAUGUCCUCUGGAUCACUGUCAGUAGAAACCGCACGUGUCAGAGCUGUGCCUUCAGCAUCUUCAGUCAAAUGUUUAGACUCCCAGACAGCCUAAGGAGAUUCUGCAUUCUCUGUUUUGCUUAAAAUGCUUUAUUAUGUCUGGACUGAAUUCAGAUGCAAUUACACUACCAUUCAAAAGUUUGUGGUUGUUAAGAUUUAUUUCAUUUUUAGAGGAUUUUUAGUGUUUUUAAAAGAAGUCUUUUAUGCUCACCAAAGCUGUAUUUAUUGGAUGAAAAAUACAGUAAAAACAGUAAAAUUGUAAAAUAUUACUAAAAUUUAAAAUAACUGUUGUCUGUUUAAAUAUAUGAAAAAAUGUAAUUUAUUGUUGUCAUGGCAAAGCUGAAUUUUCAGCAUCAUUACUUCAGUUUUCAGUGUCACGUGAUCCCUCAGAAAUAUUCUAAUAUGCUGAUUUGCUGCUGAAGAAACAUUUCUUAUUAUUAUCAAUGUUGUAACGUUUGUGCAAUUUAUUAUUUCUGUGGAAACUGAUGCUUUGUUGUCAGGAAUCUUUGAUUUCUAAAAAGAACAGCAUUUAUUCAAAACAGAAAUAUUUUGUAGCAAUGUAAAAGUUAUUAAUUUGGAAGCUUGUUUCCGCCAUGGGAAAAAACUUUUUAUAUCUCACAAUUCAAACUUUUUUCUCAGAACUGUGAGGUUUAAACUAGGAAUUGUGAGGAGAAGUGUCUGAA